Messenger RNA from Hevea brasiliensis (rubber tree), 2025 nucleotides. RefSeq lists its product as uncharacterized. The record is from RefSeq and is a predicted model, not a curated record. The coding region runs from base 303 to 1796 and encodes 497 amino acids. NCBI's taxonomy places the organism in Eukaryota, Viridiplantae, Streptophyta, Magnoliopsida, Malpighiales, Euphorbiaceae. The transcript has 7 exons.
CAAGUAUUCAUUCAAGCAAUAAUUCCUAAUUUCGAAUUCAAAUCUGGGAAGGAAAUCUUGAAAAAUACUAACCAGUAGAAGACAAAGAAUGGAUCCAAAAAGAGAAAAAGGAUAGACACGUGUCAAAUAUCCAACUCCGAGUAACGUUCUCCUUCCAUGGUUUUAGUUUUCCCUCUCAUGCCAAAGGUUUGAAUUUACACAAAAAUAUCAUUCAAAACUUGGAAACAAUUUUAAUGCACCUUCCAAAAAAUUCAAUAUAGCAAUCCCUGCAAUCACGCUCCUCCUCCUUCUCUCUUCUCGCCAUGGAUGAAGCAGACCCCCACCUCGGCUCUAGCUCCGGCUCGUUUCACCUGCUGCCUCCUCCUCCUUCUUUAGUCUCUCUCUCCCCUUUUUCUCCCAUCCCCUCCCCGGCCUCUCGCCGCCUUUCCAGUCACUUCAUUCCUAGCCGCCCAGUCCCCUCGGCUCGACGGCUUGCUUGGGUCUCUCUCCAGGGAAGGAUUCUUAAUGCGGAGGAAGCCAGCUCGGCUAAAGCAAUUGGGGGUGGCUUGAGCCGAGAGCAAAUACUUGCCUGGGAGCUGCUUAGUCCAAUGCAAAGGUUCCUCAUUGUAGCCGUGAUCGGCGUCGCUGUUGCGGAGUCUAAAAAGAAUAGGCUCAUUUUGCAGCUCAAAAAAUCCGUGGAGCUUAGGGAUCAGGUGCUAUCAAGAAUGCAACAGAAGCUAGACGACCUAUGCGAGCAGGUGAGUAGCAUUAAGAACCGUGCAGGAGUUGAAGCCAAUGCAUCAUUAAACAAGAACGUAAAAUCACCAUCUAGUGAUGCUUUUGGCUGCAAUAACAUUAAAUUUGUUGACUGCGGUUGUUGGCAUUGUGAUCAUCACCAAAACCUUUUUGCCGGCUUCAUGGGCAACUCUGAUGUUAAAAUUUCCAGAGGGGAUGAAGUGUUGCAGUAUAAGAUGCCUUUACUAAAUGAUGUGGAACAAGAGGAACGGCGCAUGUCAGAUUUGUCAGAUUGGGCUUCAAGUGUUACAUCAACAGCAGAUAUCCAGAUGAACACAUCUGCAAUUGACCAAGAUAUCUUCAAUCUCAAGAGAGAGUGUGAUGAGAAGGAUGCCACCAUAAAGGAGCUGAUUUCAACUCUUCAGUCAACUAAUAUGGCAGGCUCAAAGAGAACUGCAGAGUUGGAAGAUAUUAUUCGCAGGAAGAACACAAUGAUUUCGAAACUUAGGAAGGACUCGAUGGUGUUGGAACAAAAGUUGGUCCAGCUUACAAGGCUUCGGAGAACAUCUUCCUCUCUGCCUAUAUCAGACAGUUGGGAAGUACCAUUUAUGCUGGAUAACAUAGUUUAUGAUAUGGACAAUAGUACUAGCCCUUCCUCUUCCGAUUCAGACUCUUCUCCUGGGAACAGGGCGCAAGCUUCAGUUAUUAAAAAUCAGGUGACCUCGAUUUAUCAUAGUGCAAAUAGCCCUCCCCAGCCAGCUUUGGUUUCCUCUCAUUUGAACCAACAACAAGCUGAUAUUGUCCCCAUUCAGGAGACCCCUCUUCAAAGUAGUGACCUUGCUCCAGCAACAAAGCAGACAUCAGCACCAUCAAAGACGUUGAGUUCUUUGGCAAGAUUAAAUGAACAGCAAACAAAGUCUAGACCAGUAAGUCCUCUUACAGAAAUAUCAAUGAAUCAGAAGUCCAGUAAACUUUCUUCUUUGAGGCCAAAGCAAUUGUCAACUAGUGGGGAAUUUACGAAGAUUAGAAGGCGAAUCCAAACUACAUCUACUGAUGCAACUCCAAAGAAGAGAUGGGUCUAGUUUAUGUGGUACAUAUCUAUUUUGAGUAGAGGAUCUAGCAAUUUCAAGACGAAUGCCUAUUGUCAAAACUUAAGUAGAGCCCACUUCAUCUAUGUUCAAGAGCCAUGUUGCUGAUAAAUUCAUGUAAUUGCAGAACUACAGUACUAUGUUAUGGUUAGGUCUGAACGAAGUCUUCAUUUUUGAAAGUAAUAUCAUCCCUAGUAAUUAUGGUCUAGUGGAAAUUUGUUUA